AUGCCCAAACAAGCGCUUGAAGUUUCCAUGACCUUGCAAGGUGUGGAGAGAGUAACCAUCAAUGAUCCUGCUAAUUUUACAUGGAGGCUUAAAAUUAAAUGUACUCAUUGCAACACUGAACAUUCAAAGAAUGUAUUUGUUUGUGAAAAUGAAAAGGAAGAUAAAAAUGUAAAAUCUGGAACGAGUGAGACAAACUUGAAUUUUACAUGUCCUAACUGCAAACGUCAAUCAACCUUGGACAUUGUCAGUGGAAGUUUUAAGGAAAUUUCGGGCAGUGAGAAAUUCUUUCCAAUGAUCCAGUUUGACGGACGUGGCAUUGAGGUAGUGAAAUGGGAACCAGAAGGCAAUGAAGGGCUUGUGGCCUACAAUAGUGAGGGAACUAGUUUUGAAGUAAAUUUAGAGAAUGGUGAAUAUUAUGACUACGAUGAGGAUACUGAACAAGAAAUCUCUGUCACCAAUAUCAAGACAAGACUUGGAAAGUAA
Messenger RNA from Naegleria lovaniensis, 483 nucleotides. RefSeq lists its product as uncharacterized. The record is from RefSeq and is a predicted model, not a curated record. Gene Ontology annotation, molecular function: zinc ion binding. NCBI's taxonomy places the organism in Eukaryota, Heterolobosea, Eutetramitea, Acrasida, Naegleriidae. The transcript has 5 exons. The coding region runs from base 1 to 483 and encodes 160 amino acids.